GAGAGACGCACAGUAGUUGUACAGGAUAAUAUUCUUACAAUAGCACGGAUGAACAAUAUUUUGUCGCCAUAGCGAAUUAACAGUAGUGGCUCGUGCACCCCUGGAGCGGUUUUAGUGGAUCUGUCCCUUUCAGAUCAGCAACACGACAUGCGCGAGCAAUCCGCAGUGACUUCCUCCAUCACAGACAAACAAUAGGAAACAUAACAUCUUUGAGGAUUGUGGUUUUCUUUUGUGCGCGUUAAGAAAUCAGCCAUAAAAGGAGACGGUUUGGUGGUUGGAGACUGUGGUGCGGGAGGGAAACCCCUGAGUCUCCCCCAAUCCGCACAGACAUCGAUUUGUCUGGAGGGCGUAAGGCGAAGGGUCUGGGAGGUGCUCAGUCAACCCCAAAUCUCAACUCAUGACUCAGGGUACUGCAAUCACUCGCUAUUUUCUGCAGUCGAUGCGAGGAACGUUUCACGCAGUGAGUGAAUCGAUCAUUUGAACAUUUGGGACAAUGACGUGUGUUAUACCAUUGGACGGCAUUUUAAGGGCUAAGCCAUUCGCUCAAGGUGCAAAACAUCCAGGCAGUUUACAGUUUGCAAAAGGCUACAUGAUUUGUGGAAAGGAAUUGAAUCAUUGUAAUCGUCAGUCUUCCGGCGAGCUUCAAGACAUGACUGCACACACUCUUAAGGAUUUGAAUGCAUUUAAUACAGAGAAUAGCGCCAUAUGCAUAAAUGUAGGAGGCUUCAAGAGAAGACUUCUCUCUAGCAUACUGUCUCGCUUCCCUGAGACGCGACUUGCCCGUUUGCUGCGAUGUCAGUCUAAAGAAUCUAUCCUGGAACUGUGCGAUGAUUACGAUGACGCCGAAAGGGAGUUCUACUUUGAUCGAAAUCCUGCACUUUUCCCCUAUGUUUUGAAUUUCUACAACACAGGCCGCUUGCAUGUUAUGGAAGAGCUCUGCAUUUUCUCAUUUAGCCAGGAAAUUGAAUAUUGGGGGAUCAAUGACUUUUUCAUUGACUCCUGUUGCAGCAGCACCUACCACUGCAGAAAAAUGGAGCCAUACCAGGAGGAGUGGGAGGACAAAAGUGAUGAGGGAAGCACUACUUCUUCUUUUGAUGAGAUUUUAGUAUUCUAUAGUGAUGCCACCAAGUUUGACAAGCAACCCCUUGGGAGAAUCAGGAGGAAGAUUUGGCUGAUGUUGGACAAUCCUGGCUACUCUCUGUCCAGCCGGGUCAUUAGUGUUUUCUCUAUCCUGGUGGUGCUGGGCUCCAUAGCCACCAUGUGCAUGAACAGCAUGAGUGAUUUUGCCACACUGGAUAGUGAAGGCCUGCUUCAGGAAGACCCCCGUUUCGAGACAGUGGAGCAUUUUGGAAUAGGCUGGUUCACAUUGGAACUGGUUGUCAGGUUUGUUGUUGCACCAGACCUACUCCAUUUCUUUGAGCACCCAUUAAAUAUGAUUGACCUGGUGUCCAUUCUACCAUUUUAUCUCACACUACUGAUUGAUCUGGUGGCUGAGAGGCGCCCCACACUGGAGAACCUGGGACGUGUAGCACAGGUCCUGAGGCUGAUGCGGAUCUUCAGAAUCCUGAAGCUGGCGCGUCAUUCCACUGGCCUAAGAUCACUUGGAGCAACACUGAAAAACAGCUACAGGGAAGUGGGUCUGCUACUGCUCUAUUUAGCAGUGGGGGUGUCAUUCUUCUCUGUGAUGGCCUAUACCAUUGAAAAAGAGGAAAAUGAUGGACUGACUACUAUCCCAGCCUGCUGGUGGUGGGCAACAGUCAGCAUGACUACAGUGGGCUAUGGAGAUGUGGUGCCAGGGUCUAUUGCAGGAAAACUCACUGCUUCGGCUUGCAUCCUUGCUGGCAUCUUAGUGGUGGUGCUGCCCAUCACACUCAUUUUCAACAAGUUCUCUUUGUUUUAUAAGAGGCAGAAACAGUUGGAAAUCGCCAUGAGGAGCUGUGACUUCAGUGGGGACAUUAAGGAAGUACCUUCAGUGAACUUGAGGAACUAUUAUGCGCAUAAAGUGAAGUCUCUAAUGGCCAGCCUGUCCAACAUGAGUCGCAGUUUUCCCAGUGACCACAGCUUGAGUGGGUCACUGCAGUAGCUCAGGGGGAUUGACAGCACUCUCAUGUAUAUGGCUCCAUCAGAAUACAUAUUCAAAUAAGGUGCAUCUUGUAGUACAGUUUUAUCCUACCAGCAAAACCCACUUAUCUGAUGUCGACUGUAUUUAUUGAGUUCAAAUGUGUAUAGUGAUCCAGGAUUCUCUGCCUUAGAAUUAUGAUGUUCAGCAUGUAUUGGAAAAAAUAUCUCUAAACCAAUCAAUAACAUUUUCAUGAGAACAGACAGUAUCCACUUGCUAAAUGGAAUACCGAUACAAUCCCCAUCUACCUUUCAGGAAGUGAUUUACAGAAAUAAUUUGUGUAUGUGUAUGUCUGGUGGAGUUCUGUACUUGACUGCUGUUAAAGCAAAGUUUAAUUAGUGUUGACUGUUGCUGUUGUCACCACAUAUUUUACUGUUUACUGUUUAUAUGCUGGAGUAUAGUCCUCUUGCAAGUGUUUGUUAUGAAGAUUUAACAGUGUUCUACAGUGGAAGUGCAUUUGCAGUAGGAAUAAGUAUAAAAAGAUAUUACCUUAAUCCACUGCUCUCUUAUGACCAAGGGUGUGUUUUAACUUUAUGACUUAAAUAUCUGACUCCAAUAUUCAAUUAAAGAUCUGACUCCAAUUUAUAAUAAUUGUUAACUUAAUUAUCUGACUCCAAUUUACUAGGUUAACUUAAUGUAACUGAUUCCAAACAAUAACCUUUUAGUUAGUGCUGGAAUUGUAAUCUCAAAAUACAAUUGUACAUAUAAUUUAAACAGCGUUAUAAGUUUUUUUUAUACAAGUUUUUACUUGAAUUUGACAUUGCCAUGUCAGAGAAGUAUAUACAUUUUUUAAGUAAUUGUUCUGUUAACUCAGAGGUUUGACUUGUAAGCAAAGGCCUUUCCUAUUUACUUGUCAGAGGUCUGUUUUAAAUGUGUCUAACAUACCAUUACUCUAAUCAACAUUAUUUAUUCAUCUCUGAACAUUCAUGUAACACACUACCUUUCAGUAAGAACUGCUGAGUACUUUAAAGAUUACACAGUUACAGAGGUUUAUUAACUAAAAGAAGAACAUACAGACAAAUGUAAGAAAAUAAAUAACAGGUAAAAUGUGAAAACUUACAGAACAAAGAAAAUGAAUGGAGCCAUGUCUGCUAGCAUAGGAUGCAGAUGAUAAUUGCUUUGGAGAGAGAUCAGAUGUAAGAUUCUCCCUUGAGACAAGAUGGCAGGCUCUCUUCCCCAAGAUCUUCCUUCCCCCAGAACUAACUUUCAUACCCUACUUACACCCCAUGCACCUCUUUGAAGGUUAUAAUGACCAGAGUAUGAAAUGGAAGCGAUAUAAUGUAUUUUAUGGCAGGAUGGACGCCCAGCGUCCUGAUCAUUUAAAUCUGACCAGUCCAGAAUCAACUUACUGCCACAGUUUAUAAAUCUACUACAUUGCUUAAUCUCAUGGGUAAAAAAAACAAAAUGUUAUAAAUAAUUUGUUUUCAACUUGCUGCUCUCCUGUACCUCACUGAUGCUGGCAAUGAGAUUUGUUUGGUCUAGGACUGUAAGAGGUACACCAGCAUGGCUUUGGGUCUGUGACACAGUAUUGAGACAAUGACCUUUGUAAAAAGCGCUAUACAAAUAAAAAUGAAUUGAAAUGAAUUGAAAUUGAAUAGAGCAGCAAGUUUUCCCUAAAAUUGUUGAGGUAAUAUAACAGGACCUAAUCCUUUUCAGGGUUAUUUCAGGGUAGUGAUAACCUGAAAGCUCAAGGCUAAAGAAGUUUUUCAUUGAUUGGCUGAAUGGCAUUUAAAGUCAAUUAAAAUCCCCAUUUUUUCUCCAGUUUGGUCAUGCCAAUUCCCACCCACUAGCUAACUCUCCCCUAUCACACAAAACCAAGGACAUGCUUCCUCCAAGACCCGUGAAGCCAACCACUGCAUCUUUUUGAUGAAAAAAAAAAAAAAAUCACCUGUUCAUCAUGCAUGAACUCACAGAUGCCCAUGAUUGGCUAGUGUUGUGCUUAUUGACAGGGGAAAGAAUAAUGCCAUCCACCCAGAGAGCAUGGCCAGUAUUUCUCUCUAGCCUCCCAGCCAUGGAUGGCUAUGGCAUAGCUGGGAUUCAAACUCAGUCUUCCGACAGUAAGGUCAAUGGUUUUCUGUUGCACCACUCAGGAGCAAUUAGGAUAAACUUUAUUCUAAUCGAUGCAGGCACUUCAGUUUCCAAAAAGCAAAACUAAAAAAGUUCUGUGACUAACAACUGGGUACAGAGUGCUACCAUAAAUGACAGACACAAUAGAUAACUGUGUGUAUAGUAAACUUUAAACUGGUAAUUUAUCAAUGGCUUAAUAUGGCUUUAUAUUUAGUCCAGUGUCAAGUGGGCUGGGCCAGAAAAAAUCUGUUUAAUAGACCAAUAACAAAUCCACUCCUCUUAAAUGUAUUCAUGGGAAAGAUUAAAUUAUUUCCAAAAAAAAAAACAAAAACAUAACAUAACAGUUGUGAUUGCAUUAGUAUUCACCCCUGUUGCUGUGAAAACAUUAAAACUUCAUUUGGAAAGAAACGUGGUUGCAGUGUCAAAUUUUUAGCCUGCUAAUUAAAUUACAUUAUUAGCAUAUUUUGCUAGCAGGACUACUCAAAUAAAUUUGUGAAGAUCCAAUUACAUAAAAGUUCUUUCUUAUAAUGGUCUACUGUUUAAUGUGUAACUAUUACUGAUUAGUUCAUGCCAACUAAUUAUAUAAAUAUAUAUAAAUAAAGACAUCAAACAUAUUUAUAGCUGUUUUAUUUUGAACAUACCUUUACAAACAAAUGAGCAUUUAAUUAUUGUAGGGAUAUUCUUUUCUAAACAUUUUUUAAAAUAAUGUUAAUAUUAAAAAUAUUAGAAGUGAAUG
Molecule: messenger RNA, 4922 nt
Organism: Pangasianodon hypophthalmus (striped catfish)
Lineage: Eukaryota; Metazoa; Chordata; Actinopteri; Siluriformes; Pangasiidae
Product: potassium voltage-gated channel subfamily S member 2
Exons: 2
Coding region: 494-2083 (529 amino acids)
Biological process (GO): potassium ion transmembrane transport; regulation of delayed rectifier potassium channel activity; protein homooligomerization
Cellular component (GO): voltage-gated potassium channel complex; membrane
Molecular function (GO): voltage-gated potassium channel activity; protein binding
Source: RefSeq, a predicted model, not a curated record